AUGGCAUCAUCCUCCAAAUCUAAGACGAUCGCCAUCCUGCCCACCCACAACACACUCGAGGAGAGCUGGAACCUUCUCAGGGAAGGGACCGAUCAGAUGAUGACUCGGCCGGACAAAGGGAUGACCUAUGCCAAAUAUAUGCAACUCUACACGGUCUUUGACAUGGCGCUCUGCAAAGAUUUGAAUGACCAAUUCAAGGAACGGAUGGCACAGACGCACGAUGCAUCCGAUCUUUCAGGCAAGCAUUGCACAGAUGGCUUGGCCCGGACCUGCACGCCAAGACUGACAUGUGGCUGGUUGUUGGGAAUGGUUGACAGUCUAUUUCCAUGCGCUGGCACUGGCAACGGGCUCUUGGCCAUUGCAAGCGCCCACGACUGGGCUGACGAUCCCAAUUGA
Molecule: messenger RNA, 396 nt
Organism: Puccinia triticina
Lineage: Eukaryota; Fungi; Basidiomycota; Pucciniomycetes; Pucciniales; Pucciniaceae
Exons: 2
Coding region: 1-396 (131 amino acids)
Source: RefSeq, a predicted model, not a curated record